AUGGCGAUCGAUCGAAUGAGUAUUGAUGGGAUUACGAAUCCGCAGGUAGGCGGUUAUCAGUGUACAUAUCCAGGGUGCACCGCCCAGCCUUUUCAGACACAGUAUCUUUUGAAUUCCCAUGCGAACGUCCACUCCUCAAAUCGACCACACUACUGCAGCGUCAAAGGCUGCCCUCGGAGUGAGGGCGGAAAGGGGUUCAAGAGGAAAAAUGAGAUGAUCAGACAUGGGUUGGUCCAUGAUUCGCCAGGUUAUGUGUGCCCGUUCUGUCCCGAUAGGGAACACAAAUACCCACGGCCCGAUAAUCUUCAGAGGCAUGUGAGAGUUCACCAUGUUGAUAAGGACAAAGAUGACCCUCAACUGAGAGAGGUGCUGUCGCAGAGACCGGAAGGACCAAGCAGAGGUAGACGGCGUCGAGGCGGAACUUCAUGA
This is a messenger RNA of Amorphotheca resinae ATCC 22711, 429 nucleotides long. RefSeq lists its product as hypothetical. Bases 1 to 429 code for a protein of 142 amino acids. NCBI's taxonomy places the organism in Eukaryota, Fungi, Ascomycota, Leotiomycetes, Helotiales, Amorphothecaceae. The transcript is spliced from 3 exons. Gene Ontology annotation, cellular component: nucleus. Gene Ontology annotation, biological process: regulation of transcription by RNA polymerase II. The record is from RefSeq and is a predicted model, not a curated record.